Molecule: messenger RNA, 1527 nt
Organism: Laccaria bicolor S238N-H82
Lineage: Eukaryota; Fungi; Basidiomycota; Agaricomycetes; Agaricales; Hydnangiaceae
Exons: 15
Coding region: 1-1527 (508 amino acids)
Molecular function (GO): iron ion binding; oxidoreductase activity, acting on paired donors, with incorporation or reduction of molecular oxygen; monooxygenase activity
Source: RefSeq, a predicted model, not a curated record
AUGCUUGCUCUGAUCCUUCAAGGGAUACUACUAUACGGUCUAUCUUUGGCGUGCUGGCGUGUAUUUCGCCAGAACGUGGUGAAGACAUCCCUGGAUAACAUACCCGGUCCUCCUUCUCCAUCGUUUUUCAAAGGAAACUUUCGGCAGUUGUUCGCCGUUCACGGGUGGGAGUUCCAUAAGAUAUCGCGGCGAAGUGAAAACCAGCUAUACGUAUUCGAUCCAAAGGCCUUGCACCAUAUCGUCGUCAAGGAUCAAUAUGUCUACGAAGAAACAUCAGCAUUCAUUCAGAAAAUGCUUAACCCGGUGUUUUCUAUUGCGCAUAUGCGCGAGAUGGUGCCCAUCUUCUAUGAGGUGACUCAUAGACUUCGAGAUUCUAUUUCAACGAAGGUCGGCAAUGGUCCUCAGGAGAUCGACGUUGUACCGUGGAUGGCUCGAACGGCGCUUGAGUUGAUAGGUCAGAGUGGAUUUGGCCACUCCUUCGACACUCUCGCAGAAGACGCGACCCAUAGUUCAUACAGCACGGCAAUAAAACGGCUAGGUCCCGCUCUUUUGCAAUUCGCAUUCAUCCGUUCGUAUGGGUGGCAGUUGGCCAACGUUGGAACCCCCCAAAUGCGCCGCUUCAUCGUCGAUCUCCUUCCGUGGAAGAGCUUGCAUGACGUGCGCGACAUCGUUGAUACCAUUUACAACACCUCCUUGAAUAUUUUCGAGUCAAAGAAAAGGGCGUUGUUGGACGGGGAUGAAGCUGUUGAAAGACAGGUCGGGCAAGGAAAGGAUAUAUUGAACAUUCUAAUGAGAGCUAAUAUGGACGCAUCAGAAAAAGAUAAACUUGACGAGUCUGAACUUGUUGCGCAAGUCGCAGGUUUGACAUUUGCUGCAGUAGACACGACCUCAAACGCAAUAUCCCGCACGCUGCAUUUACUAGCGCAGCACCAACACAUUCAAGAGAAGUUACGUCAUGAGAUCACAGAAGCCCGUUCUAAGACUGGGAGUCUCGCUUACGACGAACUGGUUGCACUCCCAUAUCUCGAUGCUGUAUGCAGAGAAACUCUUCGCCUUUAUCCUCCGGUAUCGUAUCUCUCCAGGACGACACGCCAAGACAUCAUUAUGCCUCUCUCAAAACCUUUGAGAGGUCUCGACGGAGAGGACGUGCAUGAAAUUCCGGUCCCGAAUAACACAAACAUCAUUAUAUCGAUAAUCGCUGCCAAUCGGAACCCAGAAAUAUGGGGCUCUGAUUCGCUUUCAUGGAUCCCGGAGAGGUGGCUUGCUCCUCUUCCUUCGUCCGUAACGAACGCGCAUGUCCCAGGAGUAUAUUCGCACCUGAUGACAUUUUUGGGUGGAGGUCGAGCUUGCAUCGGCUUUAAAUUUUCUCAACUUGAAAUGAAGGUCGUAUUGUCACUCUUGAUCGAGUCUUUCCGCUUUGCUCCCCCUAACAAGGAGAUAUACUGGCAAAUGACGACCAUUGCAACGCCGACCGUAGUUGGCGAAGAUGGCAAAGUUCAACUCCCACUCCUUGUCAGCAAGGUAUAA